Molecule: messenger RNA, 1777 nt
Organism: Hevea brasiliensis (rubber tree)
Lineage: Eukaryota; Viridiplantae; Streptophyta; Magnoliopsida; Malpighiales; Euphorbiaceae
Product: transcription initiation factor IIB-2
Exons: 7
Coding region: 191-1132 (313 amino acids)
Biological process (GO): transcription preinitiation complex assembly; DNA-templated transcription initiation
Cellular component (GO): transcription preinitiation complex; nucleus
Molecular function (GO): TBP-class protein binding
Source: RefSeq, a predicted model, not a curated record
UUGUCUACGGUCUCCUCUCCUCAAUCUUUUCUUCUUCUUCCUCCAAAUAUCGGCUCUAACAGUAGCAAAACCUAAUAAAAUAUGUAAAAUUGAAAUCGAAACAGAGCAGAAAAGAAAGAAAAAAUAUUUUCUUUUUUUUUUUUUUAAUUAUAAGCGUAAUUUAAUUUAUUAUUAUUAAUAUUAUUGAUCAAUGGGGGACGCGUUCUGCUCGGAUUGCAAGCGACAGACGGAGGUGGUGUUUGACCACUCGGCAGGGGACACGGUGUGUUCGGAGUGUGGAUUGGUGCUCGAAUCGCACUCGAUCGAUGAGACCUCCGAGUGGAGAACUUUCGCUAAUGAGUCCGGCGAUAAUGAUCCCGUCCGUGUCGGUGGCCCCACCAAUCCUCUCUUGGCCGACGGUGGUCUUUCCACUGUUAUAGCUAAGCCAAACGGCGGUUCUGGCGAGUUCCUUUCCUCUUCCUUGGGUCGCUGGCAGAAUAGAGGUUCCAAUCCGGAUCGGGGUUUGAUUUUGGCUUUUAAAACUAUAGCUACCAUGUCUGAUAGGUUGGGCCUUGUUGCAACUAUAAAGGACCGGGCUAAUGAGAUCUAUAAACGGGUGGAAGAUCAAAAGUCAAGUAGAGGAAGAAAUCAGGACGCCUUAUUGGCUGCUUGCCUCUACAUUGCUUGUCGACAAGAAGACAAGCCACGAACUGUAAAGGAAAUUUGCUCUGUCGCCAAUGGAGCUACAAAGAAGGAAAUUGGCCGAGCAAAAGAAUACAUAGUGAAACAACUGGGGUUGGAGACAGGUCAGUCAGUGGAGAUGGGAACUAUUCAUGCUGGGGAUUUUAUGAGGCGUUUUUGUUCAAAUCUUGGUAUGAAUAAUCAAGCAGUGAAAGCUGCCCAAGAAGCUGUGCAGAAGUCGGAAGAGUUUGACAUAAGGAGGAGUCCUAUAUCAAUUGCAGCAGCAGUCAUUUAUAUCAUAACUCAGCUUUCAGAAGAGAAGAAGCCUAGUCUCAAAGAUAUUUCAGGUGCCACAGGAGUUGCUGAAGGAACAAUCAGAAAUUCCUACAAGGACCUCUAUCCUCACGUGUUGAAGAUAAUACCAAGUUGGUUUGCCAAAGAAGAGGAUCUUAAGAAUCUUUGCAGUCCUUGAAUUAUAAAGCAGACAAUAAUGGGAAUCCUUAGACGUUUAAAACCGGUAUUUGGAGCCUUCUAUCGAUGUAUUAGGAAAACUUAUAAGGCCUUUUGUUUUCAUUUUUCUUUGGCAGUCAGCUACACAUUUUGUUCGGACUGUGGGAAAACAAAGUAUUUCAGCCAUUCAAUUCUAACCCAUGUUUGAAGGAGCAGCAACAUCCAACUUAUCAGUGGAUAUUGACGUGUAUUAUGCAAUCAAAGCCCACUUUUGAAUCAUUUCAUUUGGCUAAGGAAUCAUCUCAACCAUCACAUGAAAUUUGGAUUUGGAAGCCUACUUUGGGUUUGGCUAGUUCUGCUAUCAACUGAUAUUACCUGUUGAGUACUAUAAAAUUGCUAAGGUUAUACUAUGUGAGGAUAAGCCACUUAGGUGGAACUUACCUUUGAAAUUGGCUUGCAUGCUUAGGCACUUUUUAAUCUCUCACCAAGGUUAUUCUUGGUUAAUUUGGGAUUGUAACAAUAUCCCAAGCUUGGAGAUCAAUAUUCUUAUUGGUCACGGUCAUGUUGGUUACAAUUAGCAUUCCUGUUUUUAUAUAUUGUGUCUAAGUCACCAUUCUGUGAGCCACCAAUUUUUAUUUAAUUUGAAAUUGUUGAUCAUUGUGUGGUA